GUGGAUUGAUGGGAGCCUUUUUUGAGCUGGGAUUAUCGGAUUUAAUGAUGUUACGCGACAACGACAACCACACACCUACUUUUUACCUACCCACCGACUACCUACACUUUCAACUUACAACUACAUACCUACCUCUCGAAACGACGUUACGGUUUAUGACCUUUGGAUUUCAGCGUUGCGUUUUGCGGGUUUUGUUUGUUGGAAGUGGAGGAGGGUGGUGGGUCGAUGGUGAGACGGUGGUAUGCGGGUUGGAUUUUCUUCACUGGGGACGGGCAGAGGCAUUGCACGCAUGAAGUUGAGUUGAGGGGGUGAAAGAGGAGGAGAGGAGAGCAAGUGUGGUGUAUGAUUAUGGCGGGAAGAGAUGCAGACACAACAAUAUUGGCGAGGAAGACGAGGAGAGGAGAGGAGAGCUGACAACCGGGGACGACGACUUUUAGUGAUGUGGUACUUGAUUCAUGUAUAUGAUACCUUUGGAGUUUUAUUUCUUUUGUCGACCGCACUUUUUCCUUUGUUAUCUCUUUUGUUUAUCUCUUUUGUUUAUCAUGUUUACUUGUAUUGUUUUUCAUAUGUUUCAGAGAGGAGGAGGAGGAGGGAUGCAUGGAAACGUGAGAUGAGCGAAGAUUAAUAUUUGUUUUACUGUGGAUAGUGGAUGAUGGG
This is a messenger RNA of Tricharina praecox, 657 nucleotides long. RefSeq lists its product as uncharacterized. Bases 362 to 625 code for a protein of 87 amino acids. Lineage: Eukaryota; Fungi; Ascomycota; Pezizomycetes; Pezizales; Pyronemataceae. The transcript has a single exon. The record is from RefSeq and is a predicted model, not a curated record.